Topomyia yanbarensis is the source of this 1171-nucleotide messenger RNA. Its product is annotated as succinate dehydrogenase [ubiquinone] iron-sulfur subunit, mitochondrial-like. The record is from RefSeq and is a predicted model, not a curated record. Gene Ontology annotation, molecular function: electron transfer activity; 2 iron, 2 sulfur cluster binding. Gene Ontology annotation, cellular component: mitochondrial membrane. Gene Ontology annotation, biological process: tricarboxylic acid cycle; aerobic respiration; respiratory electron transport chain. Lineage: Eukaryota; Metazoa; Arthropoda; Insecta; Diptera; Culicidae. Bases 121 to 990 code for a protein of 289 amino acids. The transcript has 4 exons.
CUUCGUUUCGCGUGAAUCGCCUACUGUCAGAUUUUUGUAUGUGCUGCUGCUUUUUCGGUUCGACCGGAACGAAAUACCUCCACCAGUGCUAGGAUUUAUUUGUAGCGAAAUAACUGCGAGAUGGCUUUAGUCUGCGACCUCAAAAUGUUGCUUGCUUGUCGCGGAGUAUUCGGUCAGAUCAGGAACAUUCAUCUGGCUGUCGCCAACAAUGCAGCUGCUAGUAAGCUUAAGAAGUUUCAAAUUUACCGCUGGAACCCGGAUAAGCCCGAAGAGAAGCCUUACAAUCAAACGUACGAGGUUGACCUGAGUAAAUGCGGACCGAUGGUGCUGGAUGCCCUGAUUAAGAUCAAGAGCGAAAUUGAUCCGACCCUGACGUUCCGGCGCUCUUGCCGUGAAGGAAUUUGUGGUUCGUGUGCCAUGAAUAUCGGAGGAAUUAACACAUUGGCGUGUAUCAGUAAGAUUGAUGCCGAUCAUCCGGAGAAGCCGACUAAGAUUUAUCCAUUGCCACAUAUGUACGUGGUUAAGGAUUUGGUGCCGGAUAUGACCAAUUUCUACAACCAGUAUCGGUCUAUUCAGCCGUGGUUACAGCGCAACAAUGAAGCAACGGAGAAGAAGGGUGAUGCCCAGUAUCUUCAGUCGGUGAAUGACCGCGCCAAGUUGGACGGUCUGUACGAGUGCAUCUUGUGCGCUUGCUGUUCGACUUCCUGUCCAUCGUAUUGGUGGAACGGGGAUAAAUAUCUUGGCCCGGCGGUGUUGAUGCAGGCCUAUCGCUGGAUCAUUGAUUCGCGUGACGAAUCGACCGCUGCUCGGUUGAACAAAUUGAAGGAUCCGUUCAGUGUGUACCGAUGCCACACGAUCAUGAACUGUACCAAGACCUGUCCGAAGGGAUUGAACCCGGGUAAGGCGAUUGCCGAGAUCAAGAAACUACUGUCCGGUAUCGCUAAGAAGGACGCCCCAGGUCUGGAGACUGCUGCUGAGCACAGCAAGUGAACGGGUGGAUCUCGGUUUACCGCACACUGAAAGUAUUGCGAAGGAUGUGGAUGCAGUAAAUGGAAGUGCUAAUUGUUUAUAAUUAUGAUAAAAGCCCCCGCUAGAACGGGGGUACGAAAUUUGUAAUUUAUUUAUCCGAAGAAUUUCAAAUGAUAAUAAAACGCACUAGCGCAGAAACUUA